Molecule: messenger RNA, 1113 nt
Organism: Naumovozyma castellii
Lineage: Eukaryota; Fungi; Ascomycota; Saccharomycetes; Saccharomycetales; Saccharomycetaceae
Gene: SCD6
Product: Scd6p
Exons: 1
Coding region: 1-1113 (370 amino acids)
Source: RefSeq, a predicted model, not a curated record
AUGUCAGAAUAUAUCGGGAAAACAAUCUCUCUGAUUUCCGUUACGGAUAACAGAUAUGUGGGUUUGCUAGAAGGAAUUGACUCCGACAAGGGGACUGUCACAUUGAAUGAAGUUCGUUGUUUCGGUACAGAAGGUCGUAAGAACUGGGGCCCCGAUGAAAUUUACCCUCAAAAUACUGUCUACAACUCCGUCAAGUUUAAUGGGAAUGAAGUCAAAGAUUUGAGUAUCCUAGAAGUUAAAAUUGAAGAUGUUCACCCUGUCUUACCACCUACUGCAACUGCUGUACCAAUGAUGCCAAUGCAAGAACAACCAAGAAGCCAGGCUCCUCCAUCACAGCAAUCAGCACCACCACAACAGGUUCCAUCUGUUGUGGCCGGAUAUGGUGCUUAUGCCCCUCCUCCAGGUUCGGCGGCAUCUGCACCAACAGCAACUCAGACAACCACAUUACCAUCCGAACCCACUACACAACCACAACAAACAACAGCUUUCUCUUCUUCAACAGGGGAAUCGGAAUUUGCGGGUCUUCAAGGAGAAAUACAACCACCACACGAUCGUGGUAAUAGAGAAAGAUCAAAUCAAAAUAGACGUCGUGGCUCUCAUUCGAGAAAAAUCGAAAUUCCAAAAUCUGAUUUCGAUUUCCAAUCUAGUAAUGCUAAGUUUGCCAAGGAAGCUCCUGAUAUUGCUAAUGAACAUGUUGAAUCUACUUCCCAUGAUGUUCCUAGUUCUGUUCAUGUUAAUGAUGGUCAAGAGACUGCCUUAGCUCAAAAUGAAAAUGCUACCCCCGACACAUUUUAUAAUAAAAAAUCAUCAUUUUUCGAUUCGAUUUCAACGUCAACAGAAGCAAACACUAAUAUGAGAUGGCAAGAAGAAAAAGUGCUGAAUUUGGAUACUUUUGGCCAAACAUCAGCUAGACCAAAUUUCCAUGGCGGUAGAGGAAGAGGUAGAGGCAGAGGCGGUAGAGGUGGAAGAGGCAGAGGUAGAGGCGGCAGAGGUGGAAGAGGUGGUUAUUACAAUAACAAUCAACAUCAAGGUGACUAUCAAAACAGAAAUAAUAAUAAUUAUAAUCAACACCAACAAUUCUCAAACGACACAACCCACCAGGUCGAGUUUUGA